Molecule: messenger RNA, 956 nt
Organism: Aspergillus ibericus CBS 121593
Lineage: Eukaryota; Fungi; Ascomycota; Eurotiomycetes; Eurotiales; Aspergillaceae
Product: carbon-nitrogen hydrolase family protein
Exons: 5
Coding region: 87-911 (274 amino acids)
Molecular function (GO): hydrolase activity, acting on carbon-nitrogen (but not peptide) bonds, in linear amides
Source: RefSeq, a predicted model, not a curated record
CCGUCAUCAACAUCCAAGUUCCUGUAGCCAUCAUACUCUUUGCUUGCAUAGUAAUUUAGGUACGGAGUAACGGAUAGCUUAUAGUCAUGGUUCUCGCAGCCGUGGGGCAACUAUGCUCGACUGCAAGUCUGGCGACAAACUUGGCGCAAUGCCAAACGCUGGUGCGCAAAGCAGCUGCAGCUGGUGCUAAGGCAUUGUUUCUUCCCGAGGCCUCGGACUAUAUCGCUUCUUCGCCUGCAGAGACAAUCUCACUCGCACGCUCUGUACAAGACAGCGAAUUUGUACUAGGCCUUCAGAAAGAAGCAAAACUGGCCAACUUGCAUAUCAAUGUAGGGAUUCAUGAGCCAUCGCCGGAUGGAAGAAUCAAGAAUACCCUUGUUUGGAUCGAUGACAAGGGUACUAUCACACAACGCUAUCAGAAAGUUCACCUGUUCGAUGUGGACAUCAAAGGCGGACCAGUGUUGAAGGAAAGCGCGAGCGUCGAGAAGGGAAUGGAAAUAUUACCCCCCUUUGAGACACCCGUCGGGCGUGUUGGUCUGGCUAUCUGCUUUGAUUUACGUUUUCCCGAGAUGAGUCUGGCGCUACGGCGACAGAACGCUCAGAUCAUUACCUAUCCCUCAGCCUUUACGGUCCCUACCGGAAAGGCACACUGGGAAACCCUGCUACGCGCUAGAGCUAUUGAGACGCAGUCCUAUGUGGUAGCCGCAGCACAGGCUGGACCUCACAACGAGAAGAGGAGAAGCUAUGGCCAUUCCAUGAUCGUCAAUCCCUGGGGAGAGGUUUUGGCACAGCUUGGAGAUGAAUACCAGGAGCCACAGGUCGCGAUUGCAGAUAUUGAUUUGGAUUUCCUUGCCAAGGUUAGGAAAGAGAUCCCCCUACUCAGAAGAACGGACAUAUAUCCGGAAGUAUAGUUGUUAGAUAUGACCUAGCCCAAUUGAAAUAGCGUUCCAUACAAA